AUGCCUGCAAACGAGCAUACUGAAUCUACCAUCCAUCUAUGGAAGGAGCUACGACGUCUACGCAAGGCACACUCUCAGAAUGUCAUUCUCGACGGGUCCAACCUCGACAUAGCAUCUCUCGUGGCUGUGGCCCGUCACGCCGUCCACGCAUCCAUCAGCGACUCCCCGUACCUCGCAGCCCGUCUUGCACGCAGCGUCGAGUCCCUGGGGACGUAUAUGGCCGGGGGCAACGUGGUGUACGGCGUCAACACGGGGUUCGGGGGCAGCGCCGAUGCCCGCACUGACGACCUUCUCGAUCUGCAGAUUGGACUGCUCCAGCACACGCAGAGUGCCAUAGUCACGCGAUGGGACAAGGACCCGGCCGCCAAUUCUGACAGGGAACCCCCGCACGUCAUGGCCCCCGAGUGGGUGAGGGGUGCCAUGAUCGCGAGGGUGAACCAGAACCUCAGAGGCCACAGCGCCGUCAGGCUCGAGGUGCUGCAGGCCUUGAUCGCCAUGGUGGAAGGCGGCGUGGUGCCCCUUGUGCCGCUGCGGGGGACCAUCUCCGCCUCGGGCGAUCUCAUGCCCAUGUCGUAUAUUGCCGGUGCGCUCGCGGGAAACCCAGACGUGUACGUGCAGAUGGGCAACGGGAGGGACAUGAGGGUGUUGAGUGCGCCCGACGCCCUGCGCGAGGUUGGCCUGGCGCCAACAGGCCUGGGCCCCAAGGAAGGCCUGGGGCUCAUCAACGGGACGGCCCCGUCUGUGUCGCUGGCUAGUCUGGUGCUGUACGAUGCACAGCAGCUGGCAUAUCUGUCGCAGCUGUGCACGGCCUUUGCCGCAGAGGCCAUGGGUGGCAACGUCGAGUGGGCGUCGCCAUUCAUCCACCAGAUACGUCCGCACCCGGGCCAGGUCGAGGCCGCCGGUAACAUUCACCGUGCGCUGAAGGGGUCGACCUUUGUCGUCGGGUUCGACACCGAGUCGCGCCGUCGCACCGGAGGCGGGCUCUGGCAGGACCGCUACUCGACGCGCACUGCGCCCCAGUGGAUCGGUCCGUACCUCGAGGAUCUGGUCCUCGCCCAGCGUCAGUUGGAGGUAGAGCUCAACUCGACGUCGGACAACCCUCUCGUCGACGUCGAGGCCGGAGAGGUCUUCUCGGGCGGCAACUUCCAGGCCGUGGCUGUCACGUCGGCCAUGGACAAGGCACGCCUGGCCCUGCAGAUGAUUGGCCGCAUGCUCUUCAGCCAGGUCAGCGAGAUAAUCAGCCCGUCCACCAACAAUGGGCUCGAGGCCAACCUUAAUGCCAGUGACCGUGAGAAUUUCACCAUGAAGGGCAUAGACGUCAAUAUGUCCGCCUACAUGUCAGAGUUAGCCGCCCUUGCCCACCCCGUCUCCUCGCACGUCAUGUCUGCCGAGAUGCACAACCAGGGUAUCAACUCACUUGCUCUGGUGUCAGCCCGUCGCACAAUGGAGGCUGUGGAUCUGGUGCGUCACAUGGCUGCCUGCCACAUCUACGUCUCGUGCCAGGCUGUCGAUCUGCGUGCUUCGCAGGACCUGUUCUUCGCCAAGCUGCGUGACAAGCUCCCUCUAGCUACCUUUGACGGGCUGGCGUUGUCGGAAGCGGAGAUGACCACUGUCGCCGAGAAGAUCUUGCCCAUCGUCGAGUCCACCUGGCGCCACUGGAAUGCCGGAUCGUGGAGGGACCGCAUCGUCCCCGUCGUCGAGGCUGUCAUGGCCCCCGCGACGGCGUUCCUCGCAGAGUCCAAACCCACCACCACGGCGGCGCAGCUUGCGGCGCUGCGCACAAACUUUGAAACCUCGCUCACGAGAUCCGCGGAGUCGGUCUUCUAUCCCAACACGGCCGUCACACCCGCCAGCGUGGCCACUCGCCUGGGCGAUGGGACAGCCCCCCUGUACGCCUGGGUGCGCUCCAAGCUCAGCGUGCCCACGCACCGUGGUCUCGAUGACGAUCCGCUGUACAAUGCGCGCCACGGAAAGUCUGUGGAUGAUAAGAGGACCAUCGGAAGCUGGGUGGCAAUAGUGUACGAGAGUCUCAGGGGGGACAUGAUGGAUGCUGUCAUGGGGGAGGCGGCGGAGGGGUUGCGUCCGGCAGCUAGGGACGUGGGAGAGUAUGAGAAAUGGGUUGGGAAGAUGGGAGCUUCUUAG
Molecule: messenger RNA, 2142 nt
Organism: Geosmithia morbida
Lineage: Eukaryota; Fungi; Ascomycota; Sordariomycetes; Hypocreales; Bionectriaceae
Product: phenylalanine ammonia-lyase
Exons: 1
Coding region: 1-2142 (713 amino acids)
Biological process (GO): L-phenylalanine catabolic process
Cellular component (GO): cytoplasm
Molecular function (GO): ammonia-lyase activity
Source: RefSeq, a predicted model, not a curated record